ACUGACAUAAUCUUAACACUCCACAAGAAAUAUCGAAAAGACCAGAUCGUCUACCAACUCUUGCUUAUUCCACUUCAGUGAAACGUUCCGCCAGUAAACAACAGCAAUUGUUCAAACAUUUACCUGCCAGAAAAUGUCAAAAAAUAUAUCUAUUGGUUUCACCGACUUUUUCGUGUGCGACGCGAUGGAGUUCUGUAAAUUCAAACCAGCUUAUUUUGUGAUCUUCCACUGGUCGGUCAGUGUUAUCUUGCUAUUUCUUGUUUUUACAACAGUGUUUGUGAACGGAAUCUUCAUCCUGUCUAUGUAUUUCUUUCAAAGUCUCCACACAGCAGCCAACUAUCUGUUUAUUAGUUUAGCGAUAGUGAACUUGACCCUGGGGACUGUUAGCGUACUUUCAAGCUCCAUCUACAAUAUGGUGUUCUUUGAAUGUACAAAGAUGGCAUGCUUGCUUAAAAACCUUUACAUCAUGUCCGCUGGAUUGAAUAUGUCAGUGACGAUGACAACAUUCAUGAUAAUCAGCGUUGAGAGAUAUAUCUGUAUUUUUUACGCCCUUCGUUGGGCAGAAAUCGUCACAAAGAAGAGAGUUGUCAUCAUCGUUGGUUUGGUUUGGGUAUUCUGGACAAGCAUGGUUGUUAUCAUUCGUGCAAUGAAUCUCUGGGAAACAUACGAACGGAUAUAUAUCAUCCAGUUCGCCAUCAACAUUGCCAUCAGUUGUGUUGUGAACACGAAAAUCUUCAAAGAAGUCAGGCGACACGAGCACCGGAUCGCUGCUCAAGAGCACGUCGUUGCUAACUCCGAUGAGAUUCGUAGAGUACGCGAGAAAAAGCGCGCGAAAACAUUCAUCUUGAUGAUUGCCCUUAUCAUCAUGUGUUACGUUCCAACUCUAAUCAUGGUAUCUCUWAUGCAUUUAAGUUCUAUUAGUCAAAGUCAGAUCCAAAUUGGAUGGAUKAUAUGCCGAGUUAUUUAUCUCAGCCACUGUACUUUUGACUUACUCGUGUAUGGUAUGAAGACGGAUGAAGUUAAGGCCUCUUUCAAGAAGAUUUUGAGCAAAGUUCGCUCUCAAACUCGGCACUGACAAUGAUAUAUGUACAUACACUAUUUCAGAACAGCUUGUUUUAUUCACUGUGUUCAGCACUCACCUAGUUAUGAAAUAGAAUAGCUGAAGCUUUUGCUUCUCAGAAUUGUCGGAUACAAACGUUGAUAGUCAGUAGAACUGAAUUUAUUACUAUAUAUUCUUAUAUAUUAGAUACAUUUGUGGAUUUCAGUGACCUGCAACUAGUUAAAACUAUUCUAAGGCAGGUCACUGAUUAUAUAUGUAUAUAUUUAUAUUUACUUCCAAUGUACACUUGUUCAAGUUUAAA
This is a messenger RNA of Exaiptasia diaphana, 1361 nucleotides long. Its product is annotated as melanocortin receptor 4-like. The record is from RefSeq and is a predicted model, not a curated record. Gene Ontology annotation, biological process: G protein-coupled receptor signaling pathway. Gene Ontology annotation, molecular function: G protein-coupled receptor activity. Gene Ontology annotation, cellular component: membrane. Lineage: Eukaryota; Metazoa; Cnidaria; Anthozoa; Actiniaria; Aiptasiidae. The coding region runs from base 134 to 1075 and encodes 313 amino acids. The transcript has a single exon.